Messenger RNA from Filobasidium floriforme, 749 nucleotides. RefSeq lists its product as uncharacterized. The transcript is spliced from 3 exons. The coding region runs from base 108 to 488 and encodes 126 amino acids. Lineage: Eukaryota; Fungi; Basidiomycota; Tremellomycetes; Filobasidiales; Filobasidiaceae. The record is from RefSeq and is a predicted model, not a curated record.
UCGCCAACCGCAACCCCCACCACAACCACCCAAUCAACCUAAACCACCAAACCCGAAAUCCAAUUCACCCCACCCAACCACACAAACGAUCAACCGAUAAUCACACAAUGUCUUCCCGAACCAUGUCAUUCAUCCUCUUCGCCUUUGUCGCCCUCCUGGCCAUCUUUGCUCCCAUUGCCCAGGCCGCCUCGGUCCGCCUUACAUCGGGUCCCCUGGUAGCUUGUCGAUUCGCCAAGCUCAGGUUCGAGGACGUUCAAGCACCCGUGACCGUCACCAUCACCGACAGCGUCUCCGGCACUUCCGAGGAGAUGAGCUUGAGGAGCGGGAGCGGCGUCGGUUGGUUCGUCGAGCUUGCCCCCGGUUCGAACGUCACCAUUUCUAUCAAGGAUGACCUCGACCAGACCGCCGCAUUAGUCAACCAGUUCGUUGUCAAGGGCGAUGACGACAGCUGUUACUCUUCGGAGGAGGCUUUGGUCAUGCAGUCAUGAGAAUAGGUCCAAGUCAGACUUUUUAGUCUCAAUCUAAGGCUCAAGAUAGAUGCGUACGAUCGCGGCGAAGGAGGAGAGUCAUCGUAAUUAUGUAUCCAAACUUCGCGUCGGUGACCGUACUGUGUACUUUUGGGAUAUUACCCUUGUAUUAUAUUAUUGGGGUUUCUUGUCUGUCCAACUGCCUCGAAGCUCAAGCUCCAUAAUCGUCCAUCUUGGUUCAGCACGGGUGUGCUCGUCACUCUGCCGUCUUCUUCCAGCUUU